CCCGAUCAUUCUUGUAAUAAUCUAAAUCUAACUCUCUCUCUCUCUCUCUCUCUCUCUCUCUCAAACUGUCUAAAAAUCCAAAAGCAUCUCUUUUUCAAUCAAUCGUUCCCCCAUUUCAGGAAAUAGAAUGGAAGUUAAAGGAAGAACUCGCAGCACCACCGUUCAGAUCAGCGAGGACGAGAUGGACCUUAGGAGAGGUCCCUGGACUGUUGAUGAGGACUUCACCCUCAUCAAUUACAUUGCGAAUCACGGCGAGGGUCGCUGGAAUUCCCUUGCUCGUUGUGCCGGUUUGAAACGAACUGGAAAGAGCUGCAGAUUAAGGUGGCUCAACUAUCUUCGACCCGAUGUUCGUCGUGGAAACAUCACCCUAGAAGAACAGCUUAUGAUUCUUGACCUUCAUUCCCGUUGGGGAAACCGAUGGUCUAAAAUUGCACAACACUUGCCGGGACGAACUGACAACGAGAUCAAGAACUACUGGAGAACUCGUGUCCAAAAGCACGCCAAGCAGCUGAAAUGCGACGUGAACAGCAAGCAAUUCAAGGACACCAUGCGUUAUCUUUGGAUGCCAAGGUUGGUCGAGCGCAUUCAAGCCGCUGCAACCGCUCCCACCAGUACCUCCACCGUGCAGGCUGGCGCCAUCAAUGGAACUUCUUCCAUCGGCUCAGCCACCUCCAGCAUCACUUCUACCAAUACCAAUCACCACCUAAUAAACAAUAAUAACCUUGACAUCCACGCGGGCCAGAUGGUUUUGCCACCAGCAGGGUUUAAUAAUAUUGGCCAACGUGACUUUGGGGGUACUGCACAGAUUACUCCGAGUUACACGCCGGAGAAUUCUAGCACGGGGGCCUCAUCGUCGGACUCUUACGGGGCACCUCAGAUAUCACCGGUAUCCGACUUGACUGAUUAUUACAACAUCCCGGUUUGUAACAACCCCAGUCAGGAUUAUUUCCCGGUCGGGUACCCAGACCAGAGCUUAACUAGCCCAUCUGGAAAUUACUUCAACACCGGAUUACUGGGUUUGCAAGCUAUGGAGCAGAGCAACCAGUGGGCGCUGGACGGUGCGGACACGUCGGACAAUUUGUGGAAUGUUGAGGACACGUGGUUUUUACAGCAGCAGCUCAACAACAUGAACAGCCUUUGAAACGCGGAAGUGAAUGGAUGUAAUUUACGUACGUACGUACGUCAUUUAGCGUAACAAAAAAAACAGAGAAAUCAGAAAGGCAUGGGAGAAAGAGAACAAAUUAGAAAUUAAGAAUUAUGAAAUUAAUUAGAAUAAUUCUAAUUUAGGAUACAUGUAGAUUUAUGAAAGACGAGAACAGAGAGGUCUAAUUGUGAAUUAUUCAGUUUGUAUCUUUCUGUUUUUUUUUUUUUUUUUUUUAAUUUAUUUUCUACAUAUUGGGGUGGGGAAAUUUGUAAUUUGAGGUGCCUUUUUCUUUUUUUGCAAUCUAAUUCUUUGAAAUAAUCUACCGUGUGUUUGUUUGUAA
Molecule: messenger RNA, 1484 nt
Organism: Carya illinoinensis
Lineage: Eukaryota; Viridiplantae; Streptophyta; Magnoliopsida; Fagales; Juglandaceae
Product: transcription factor MYB108
Exons: 3
Coding region: 128-1141 (337 amino acids)
Biological process (GO): regulation of DNA-templated transcription
Cellular component (GO): nucleus
Molecular function (GO): sequence-specific DNA binding; DNA-binding transcription factor activity
Source: RefSeq, a predicted model, not a curated record